Molecule: messenger RNA, 3587 nt
Organism: Heteronotia binoei (common prickly gecko)
Lineage: Eukaryota; Metazoa; Chordata; Lepidosauria; Squamata; Gekkonidae
Gene: CBX8
Product: chromobox 8
Exons: 5
Coding region: 107-1201 (364 amino acids)
Source: RefSeq, a predicted model, not a curated record
GGAGGCGGAGGGAGGGAGGGAGGGCUGACGUCAGCGAGCUGAGUAUUAUGGUCUGGGCUGCGCUGGCUGCUGCCGCCGCUCUUCUGCUGCCAGCGGCCGAGUAAACAUGGAGCUCUCCGCCGUGGGGGAGAGGGUGUUCGCGGCCGAGGCCUUGCUGAAGAGACGCAUCCGCAAAGGUCGUAUGGAAUAUUUGGUGAAAUGGAAGGGCUGGUCCCAGAAGUACAGCACUUGGGAACCUGAAGAAAACAUUCUAGAUGCUCGCCUGCUUGCAGCUUUUGAGGAAAGGGAAAGAGAAAUGGAACUUUAUGGUCCCAAGAAACGAGGUCCCAAACCGAAAACCUUCUUGUUAAAGGCCCAGGCAAAAGCCAAAGCUAAAACCUAUGAAUUCCGCAGUGACUCCACUAGGGGAAUCCGGAUGCCUUACCCAGGAAGGUCCCCCCAGGAACUGGGUUCUACUUCCAGGGCUAGAGAAGGACUGAGACAAAUCCCCCUGCCCCCUCAAAGCAGCUCCACCACUGUGACCACCAACACCUCCCGAGUGGAAACAAUCCAGGAGAGCAGGGUUGGGGCAGAGGAUGACCGAUCAGAAGGAGCCUUAAAGAAGCGAGGCCCAAAGCCCAGGAAAGAGCUUUACAAAGACCUGCCUGAGCCUGCUGAUGUGGCCUCCAAGAGGAAAACAGUGGAACCAGGGGACAAGGUGGUGGCAGAUUACCUCAAAGCCAGGAAGUUGGAAGAGGCUGCAAACCCUGGUGCUGCCAAGUUCAGUUCAGGACACAGUGUGAUCCAGUUAGCCCGGAGACGGGAGCCUGAAUUACCCAAUACUCUUUCCAGCCCCCGAGCAGAAGCUGGCAUAAAACUGGGAGCGUCUGAAACUUACCCUCCGAGGCUUACCAAGCACAGGGCUGAUUUCCUGGAUCCAAAGGGGCAAAGUGGUUUGGACUUGGGUGCCCCUAAGAUAUUACACAGCUCUGCAAACCAAGGCAGUUUAUACAGAGAUGGACUGGGGACCCAGGCUGGUAGGCCUUCCCUCAUCGCUCGCAUCCCUGUCUCCAGGAUCCUCGGAGACCCUGAAGAAGAAGCUUGGAGCCCAUCUCUCAACAACUUGGAGAAAGUGGUUGUAACUGAUGUGACAUCAAAUUUCUUGACAGUUACCAUUAAAGAGAGCAGCACAGACCAAGGGUUCUUUAAGGAAAAGCGAUGAAUCUACUUGGAGAAGAGGAGGCAUUUAAAGGGUUUGGUAGAGCUUGGUUGGUUUUGGAUUUUUUUUCUUGGACAGGAUUGAAAAAAUCUGUCCUUAAUUAUUCUUUUAUUCCUUCCCUUUCACCACCGAUUUCAAUUUUGGUUGAAAAGAUUAUCUCUAGAGUUAUAUUUUCUAUUAGAUGUAAAUAUGUUAUUUAAAGAAAAAUACAUAUAUAUAUAUAUCUAUAUACAUAUAUAUAUAUUUCAACUCUAAGUUGUUGUUUUAAUUUAAGGCUCUUGGAGAAGGACGAACAAGUAAAGAACUGGUGUCUCUCUUGCCUCAGUGGCAAGAGCAGGUGUAGAUAGCAAAUGACCCUAUUAGCUAAUUAUAGUGUUUUGAUUUAAUUUUUUUUAUUCAAUUUUUUUCUCUUCCCUUCCCCCAAAGGUGAUGUUGAUGGCAAAUAGGGGAUAUUGUAUUCAUCUGGGGACCAAAAUAGUCUCCAGUUUCUUGAUUGUUAUAUUAUAAGGUAUUGCUUUGUACAAUCAAGUGUGCUGUAUACCCAACUGUUCUAGCUGGACAGCUGAAAUAAGCACUUGACUUCACAGUAUUGUCUUUCUUUUGUGUUGCUCCAGUUCAAGGAAAAAAAAAAAGUUGUUGGCUUAAAAUGUCCAUUAAAAACAGCUGAAAGAUGUUUUAGCAAAGAAGUAUUAACUUGAAUGACCUUUUCUUGCAAGGGAGAAGGGAAAUUGUACAUUUUAAGAUUCCGAAAAGGAGUAGCUGCUGUCAUGCACUUUAAUACAAUUGUCAAAGCGGGAGGGGGGGGGGGAACUGAACUGAUCACUUAGUUUAACUUUCUCUGAGAUUUUUCUCCCAUAAGUCCAUCCCUGCUUGUUCCAAAAAGAUAAUCUGUUUACAUUCCUUACAUGCCAGAAAAGUUGGGGAGGAGAAUGUUUUCACUGCUCAUAUUUUAGGUGCUCCUGCUGUUCUAAUGCAAGUAGAGUCCUCUUCCCAGUGAUUAUAGUUCUCUUCCAGGUCUCUGGGCAGAUCUUUUAUAAAGUGUUGCAUAAUGUAUUUUCCUCAUAAAUGGAAGUCUCCAGUCAGAGAUGCAGGGAAAACAAACAACUCCUUUUAAGAAGCCCGUUAAUCAGUGAGGCAAGACCAGUGUCAAAGCAGACUGUUGCUUUCUUUCUUUUUUCCCCUUGUUCUCCAAGGAUCUCCUCCCCCAAAAGGAUUCUGCAGCUUGUUAAAAGUGAAGCAGUUCUUUCCCACCAAUAUCAUGUAAACUAUAACAGCCCCCCCCCUUCCUACUUCCUUUCAGAAAGCAAUUUGACAUCUGAUGGAUUUUGGAGCCUCCUUUAUUUUUUUGUCUCUGUUCCACUAAAAGGUAAUACGCCUUUCUCCCCUAGACUUGCAUUAACCUCCUGCAUUAGGAGGGGAUGUGCAGGAUGGGGGUUGGGGUUGUUUUCAUUUCUGUUUAGCAGGUGCUGUGGUGUCCCAACAGAUAUUGAUUGAAGGAUCUCUUGUUGGUUCAAAAAGCACAAAUCUGCCUAGCGGCCCCUAAGGGCCUAGCAAGGGGAUGAGUAGCCUUCUCUGUCUUCCUGUGAAUGGCCUGCUCACUCACUGGAGCUUUCUAUAUCAUUUUCUCAUGUGAGGACUGCACAGGGGUGGAAGCAUUAGAAAGUGAGGGAGGGAGGGAGGAGGCGACGAGUGGGUGUACAAAGCUUUCGCUCUUCUCGGGAUCAAACAGAAGUUUCCCUUUCUUUCUCUCACAUAUUCUUUUUGAGACUCCUCCCCCCCCCCCUUAUCCAACUAACUAAAUAUGUUUUUGUUUGUUGAUUUAGACUGUAUGAAGUUAAGUUCUUAUUUCCCAUCUAAAAAUGUCAAGACUUCAGUCCGUUCAGAGAAUUAAGUAAAGAAACUGCAAAUGUGCUCAGUUCCUUUCAUAUUAAACUUACAAGGGUGUGGGGAGGUGUAUGUCAGCAUAUGUAUGUUCACAAAGGUUCCAUAGCCCUUUGCAAGAGGAUGGGGGCUGAGGAGAGCUAUAGGCCAAGAGAAGCACUCCUUUGGUUGAAACAAGUCCUCAAUGGUGUCCUUCCCUCCUCAGGUGUCAAGCGUGGUAUAUGCCACCUAUGAUGUGUGUUUCUAGACACACCAAUGGGUGUAUAAAUCCUAGACAUACAUGUGGGUGUAUAUGUGUAUGUACAUAGUUACAUAUAUUGAAUGUAUGUGUGUGUGUGAGUUAUUUAAUUCUCUUUAAGAUUUGUAAAGAAAACAAACCUUAUAAUCAUUUGGCCUAACAGUCUCAAAAGUGAAGCUUAAGUAGGUGUCUUCUGCCAAUGUUGAAUGUCUAUUGCAAUACCUGCUUUUUAUGUGAAUUGAAAUAUAUAUAUAUUCCUUUGUAAAUAGA